AUUCACCAGUAGUUCACACAGAUCCACUUCUCGCAUUUUCGUGGGGUAAUCAUUUAAUAAUUAUUAAGGUCAGCGUGUUAUCACCUACAGCCCCCGAGAUCCCCUUAAAAAAACGUCGACAAAAGCGUGAAGUUCGUUUGGAAUUUAUCCCAGUGGGAGAGUGGAAGUCCAGAAAUAGCAUAGUGGGGCUUCAGUGGCUCUCGUCUCAGAUUUUGUUGAUUUUGACAAACACAGAAGAUAUAAUUGUAUUUGACCCAAGAUAUAUGCAAGAAAGUGAACAAAAUAACAUUCGACAACGUUCACUAGUUUACCAUGAUCGAUUUUCAUCGCUUUUAAAAGAAGGAGUCGAGGAUUCUAAUGGGCAAAGUGAAAAUAUUCGAUCUUUGUCAUCAAAUACAGAUUUAGCAUACUACCAUAGUAUGCGCGUAUAUAAGGGCAAUGUUUUUUUAUUGGGAGUACGUCAACUUUUUGUCGGCAACCUUUUAUUAUGGAAAGACAGAAUACUUGCACUUGUCGAAGCCGGGGAUUUUCUUGAAGGUAUCGCUCUUGCCACAUCUUUUUAUAAUGGUACAUCAUCUCAAACAAUCCUUGGUUUACCCGAUGAGGAAGAGACUCGCCACACAAUUGUUGGCGAGAAGCUCAUGGAGCUUUUAACCGCUUCCAUAAAUUAUGCAUUUUCUAGUGCGCGGACAUUUCAGGGUAUGGUAGAUGAACAGAAUGGCAGUGGUGUGGUCUUAUUUCGCGAUCUAGCUAGCGCUUGUAUAGAAGCGUGUCUUAGUAUGCACAGGGAGGAUUUUCUUUUUACAGAGGUUUAUGAAAGAUACGCGGAAGCCUCUGCUAAGGGAAUUCUUCUUGAAGUUUUAGAGCCAUAUAUCCUUGAGGAUAAAAUAAAGGACCUACCGCCAGAAGUGAUGAAGGAUCUUGUAAAUCAUUACCGUGACCGUCACAUGCUUAAACGCGUGGAACAAUGUAUAUGGCAUAUUAAUCCGCAAUGCUUGGACAUUGAUCAAGUGGUUCAAUUGUGUCAAAACGAAGGACUAUAUGACGCUCUAAUUUAUGUAUGGAAUCGUUCCAUGGUAGAUUACGUUAGUCCUGCAGUGGAACUUCUUCGAAUAAUAAGACAAAUAUUAAUAUCAGAAAAGCGAAAAAAAAAGAAGCACCGAUUUUCUAUACCAAACGGUUCCAAUAGUUAUGCACCUGACCCUUACGUGCUCGAAGGGGAGGAAUUGGAAAAAAGAAAAAAUGAUGCACGUAAAUUCUACACAUAUUUGAGUAAUAUCCUCACCGGUCAUACUUAUCCCAAUGAAGCACCUUUGAACGAAUCUGAGGCCAAUGAAGCGAGAACUACUCUUUAUUCUUUCGUGUUUUCUGGCCGAUGCGUUGUGUGGCCGAGAAAUGGAGGAGAAUUAAUACUGACGGCUGAAGAUGAACUGAAUGGUCCAGAGCCUACCUAUCCUUAUCUUAGAUUGUUCUUAAAGUUUGACACCAAGGCUUUUCUACAAGCUUUAGAGGCCGCUUUUGAAGAUUCAUAUCUUAAUGGCGUUGAAAUAAUCACUAAUGGUGAUGAUUAUUAUGAAGAGGAGGAAACCCAUGGGAAAAUUAUCAAUCGGCAGUUAUUGGUUAAUAUACUGCUUGAGGUGAUGACUUCCGGAUCACCAGAAUCCUCAGAAUUUACUCAGUCAGACAUAUCAUACUUGUAUUGUUUUGUCGCACAGAGUCUGCCAAAAUACACGCAGUUCCUCUUACUUCCACCGUCCGCCAUACAUAAGAUCCUUGUUAAACUUAGUACCGACAACGAUCCACGUACGCGAGAAGAACGACAACUUUCGGUGGAAUGCCUAUUAUCCAUAUAUACACCACAAGAUGAGAACAAAAUGGUACAAUUGUAUGAGUCCGCCGGAUUCUGGAGAGUAUUGGAGCAUGUUUAUACUGCCGAAAAAAAGUAUGGAUUGUUAGUGACGACAUACCUGAAGGAUCCAAAAAGAAGAAACGACGUUUUUGAUUGUAUAAGAGGUUUAUUAAGUCCUCAUAGCAAGCUCACCGAAAAACAGCGAAUGGAAGUUUCCGAGACGGUCAUGACUCGAAUUGAAGAAAUUGUUGAUGUCGAUGGAGAACAAACCGCCUCAAUAAUAAAAACUUUUUUUGACGGAGACCAUCAGACUGUCAUCGAUAAUCUAUCUUCAUCUCCUGCACGAUUAUUCACAUAUUUAAGAGGCCUUUUAGAACCAUCCCAAGAUGAUGUCAGGGGUGGAGAGCUUAUUAUGAGGGUGCAGACUGUCGAAGAACAAAUCAGCAUGGCCGAGUCAAGAUUGGAAUCAUUUCCGGAAAUUCACGAACGAUACAUUGAUCUCAUGUGUAAAUUUGAUCCUACUGGCGUAUAUCAUUAUUUACAAACGCAUAGAGGCUCUUAUCGACUUGAUUACGUAUUACCCAUUUGCGAAUCAUCGGGUAUUGUAGAUGCAGUUGUAUGGCUUUUGGAAAAAAGUGGUAAUUCUAUGGGUGCCCUUGAUAAAAUAUUGGACAUUGUCCAAGAAAAAAGGCAGGAUAUUCUUGUAUUGGUUGAAGAAAAAAAGAAUUCUAAGAAUGAUCGAUGGACAUUAAUUGAAAAAACCAAAAUUGAGACAUCCUUAAUGAAAUUGAAGGGUGUACUCAAAAUUGGAAUUCUUUUAUGUGAAAAUAGCUGCCAACGAGCAACAUUGGCUAACAGUUCUGCAGUUGUUGCUUUAUCUGAAACUAACCACACCAUUGAAAGCGAAACUGAAUUGUUAUGGUUCAAGCUCUUGGACACGUUUUUGGAUGCCACCAAGGCCAUAUCUUCCAGUGUCAUCCCUCCAAUUCCUUCAAUGAUGUCGGAAAAACUUCUGGCGAACGGACAACUAUCCUCAUUCGAAAUGCCUAGAUCUGCGAUACCUCCACACAUUGCCAAUCAUCUGAUUACAACCUUCAAAUCAUACGUUCAGUCUAUAAUGAGGUCUUUAUUGUUAUCUACUUCUUCUCCUUACGUUUCUUUGCCAAGACUUUUGCUUCGAUUUAUACAAUCACAAGCCAAAAGAAACAGUACCGUCUCAGACUUUCGGGACAUUUUUGUGGGCAUGAUUGAUACGUACAAAUAUGAAGGUCAGUUGCUAGCUAUGACCAACCGACUAUUUGAAAAGGACUUGUUCAUGGGUGUAGCAGGUGUAGUACGACAGCGUGGUAAAGGCUGGCGUCCUCGCAGGGGGACGUGUGAAGUGUGUGGGGGUCAGUUCUGGGGCACGGAUCUGAGCCCACUGACCCUCCGCACAACACCUGGUAGAGGUUCAUCCGAAAAGAAAACGCCCCAUUCAUCCACUAUACCUGCCAAUAUUGCAGAUGCCAUGACGAACCUGGAACUACUAGAGCAUCCUGAUUACCCGCCGCCUAUCCUAUCGGACGAAGCAUCAACCUCACAAGAACCACUCCCUCCAUUACCAACCACUCCCCAACCACUGUCACCAUCGGUUCAAGAAAAUGACCUGCUACUAUUUCGUUGCGGCCACGGAUACCAUCGUAGGUGCCUCGAAACCGAAGCAAAUGUCAGCACCGAAAACGAGACCGAUCCAAAAUGUACUGUGUGCCAAACUGAAAGGCGAACAGAAAAUGUGGUUCCAUUCGAAAAUGGGCGUGGUUUG
Molecule: messenger RNA, 3650 nt
Organism: Acaulospora morrowiae
Lineage: Eukaryota; Fungi; Glomeromycota; Glomeromycetes; Diversisporales; Acaulosporaceae
Source: the annotation of a GenBank genome assembly